CGGCCACCCCUCCGCCGCCUCUCCGCGCGGGGGUCUCGCUGGACUCGAGGGUGGGGGGGAGAGGGGCGACGAGGGGACCCCCGAAGGAAGCGGCGACCCCCCCCUUCCUUUUUUUUCUCUCCUUUUUUUCUCCCCCCCCCUUGGCCCCGCCCCGCUUCCUUUCCCGCGAAGGACCCUCAGGCGCGGCGCGGGCAGCCCCGGCUGGGCCCGGCAGAGGCGGCGGCGGCGCGCAGCUGUGAAGAGUCAUCCUCCAGCCGAAUCCCUUGGCGAGUGUCCCCCCCCCCGCCCUCUGAAGAUGGCCGACUCCACCGGUGCCGCGGAGGCGCGUCCGAACCGGGCCGAGGGGCCGAGAAGAUAGAAAUGAAACAGCUGUGAAAGAGGACAGGCCCACCAGUGGACAUGAGUCACUCCACCGCAGAAGACCCCCCUCCGGGAGAGGAGACCCCAGCGGAGACCUCGGCCCCCGUGGCGCCCCCGGGAGACAGCGGUGGGCCGGCCCUGGGGGUCAUCACGGAAGGGGUGGGCGAGCUGGCCGUGAUCGACCCCGAGGUGGCCCAGAAGGCCUGCCAGGAGGUCCUGGAGAAGGUCAAGCUGAUGCACUGCGUCUCGCCGGACGGCUCCAUCCGGGCCAAGGACAGGAAGGGCGGGGGCCGCUGGCCGGGGCUGAACGGCGACUGCUGCGAGAUCAAGUGCCUGGACGACCCCCCCGAGAAGAUCUGGGAGGAGGACGAGCAGCCCCCCAACUCCGUCAAGGGCGUCCGGCUGCGCCAGAAGAACAACUCGGCCAAGCAGUCGUGGCUGCUGCGGCUCUUCGAGUCCAAGCUCUUCGACAUCUCCAUGGCCAUCUCCUACCUCUACAACUCCAAGGAGCCCGGCGUGCAGGCCUACAUCGGCAACCGGCUCUUCUACUUCCGCCACGAGGAGGUCGGCUUCUACCUGCCGCAGCUGCUCAACAUGUACAUCCACAUGGACGAGGACGUGGGCGACGCCAUCAAGCCCUACAUCGUGCACCGCUGCCGGCAGAGCAUCAACUUCUCCCUGCAGUGCGCCCUGCUGCUGGGCGCCUACUCCUCCGACAUGCACAUCUCCACCCAGCGCCACUCGCGCGGCACCAAGCUGCGCAAGCUCAUCCUCUCCGACGAGCUGAAGCCGGCCGCCCGGAAGAGGGAGCUUCCCCCGCUGGGGCCGGCCCCCGAGGCCGGGCUCUCCCCCACCAAGCGGACUCACCAGCGCUCCAAGUCGGACGCCACCGUCAGCGUCAGCCUGGGCAGCAACCUGAAGCGCACCGCCAGCAACCCCAAGGUGGAGAACGAGGAGGAGGAACUCUCAUCGAGCUCAGAAAGUCUCGAUAGAACAUUUUGUUCCCCCGUCCGCCUGGCCCCCGAGCGGGAGUUCAUCAAGUCGCUGAUGGCCAUCGGGAAGCGGCUGACCACUCUGCCCACCAAGGAGCAGAAGACGCAGAGGCUCAUCUCCGAGCUCUCCCUGCUCAACCACAAGCUGCCCGCCCGGGUCUGGCUGCCCACCGCCGGCUUCGACCACCACGUGGUACGAGUGCCCCACACCCAGGCGGUGGUCCUGAACUCCAAGGACAAGGCUCCCUACUUGAUCUACGUGGAAGUACUUGAGUGCGAAAACUUUGACACCACGAACGUCCCAGCCCGGAUCCCCGAGAACCGGAUCCGCAGCACCCGCUCGGUGGAGAACCUUCCCGAGUGCGGCAUCACCUACGAGCAGCGCGCCAGCAGCUUCACCACCGUGCCCAACUACGACAACGACGACGAGGCCUGGUCUGUGGACGACAUCGGGGAGCUGCAGGUGGAGCUGCCCGAGUUACACACCAGUAGCUGCGACAACAUCUCGCAAUUCUCGGUGGACAGCAUCACCAGCCAGGAGAGCAAAGAACCGGUUUUCAUUGCUGCAGGAGACAUCAGGCGGCGUCUCUCUGAGCAGCUGGCCCACACGCCCACCUCCUUCAAGAGGGACCCCGAAGACCCCUCGGCCGUCGCCCUGAAGGAGCCCUGGCAGGAGAAAGUGAGGCGGAUCCGAGAGGGCUCCCCUUACGGCCACCUGCCCAACUGGCGGCUCCUGUCCAUGAUUGUCAAGUGCGGGGACGACCUCCGGCAGGAGCUGCUGGCCUUCCAAGUCCUCAAGCAGCUGCAGGCCAUCUGGGAGCAGGAGAGAGUCCCGCUGUGGAUCAAGCCUUACAAAAUCCUGGUCAUCUCCGCCGACAGCGGCAUGAUCGAGCCGGUGGUCAACGCCGUCUCCAUCCACCAGGUGAAGAAGCAGUCCCAGCUCUCCCUGCUGGACUUCUUCCUGCAGGAGCACGGCCAGUUCACCUCCGAGGGCUUCCUCACCGCCCAGCGCAACUUCGUCCAGAGCUGCGCCGGCUACUGCCUGGUCUGCUACCUGCUGCAGGUGAAGGACAGGCACAACGGCAACAUCCUGCUGGACGCGCACGGCCACAUCAUCCACAUCGACUUCGGCUUCAUCCUCUCCAGCUCCCCCCGUAAUCUGGGUUUCGAAACCUCGGCCUUCAAACUGACCGCCGAGUUUGUGGAUGUGAUGGGCGGCAUUGGGGGAGACAUGUUCAACUACUUCAAGAUGUUGAUGCUGCAGGGCCUGAUCGCCGCUCGCAAACACAUGGACAAGGUGGUGCAGAUCGUGGAGAUCAUGCAGCAAGGCUCCCAGCUUCCUUGCUUCCACGGCUCCAGCACCAUCCGGAACCUGAAGGAGCGCUUCCACAUGAACAUGACGGAGGAGCAGCUGCAGGUGCUGAUCGAACAGCUGGUGGACGGAAGCAUGCGCUCGCUCACCACCAAGCUCUACGACGGCUUCCAGUACCUCACCAACGGCAUCAUGUGACGGCCGGAACCAAACCUUCCCUUCCGGUGGCUCUCCUGUCUCCCCACCCCUUCCUCCUCCUCCCGGCCCAGGGUCCGGGACAGACUGGACGGAGGCCGCUGGGCUGGGCCUCUGCAAGAAAGAGGGAGGCAGCCGCAGGAGGGGCCCUGGGAGACUUUGGAUUGUAAAUGGGGAUGGGGGGGGCAUUGCGUCUCUCCCCCCCCCCCAAACGUGAAGGAUCAUGCACAAGGACCUUGUCAAGAUUCGCCUCCGGAGGAGGGACAGAACCGAGAGUCGCGCUCUCCCCGGCGGCCCCUUCCUCGGAUCUUUUUUAUUUCAGUAUUACAACUCCUCCUCCUCCUCCUCUGUGUCCCCCUGCUUUCCAGCCCCUCGCCUGUAUUUUGGGGGGGUCUAGCGGGGGCGGGGGGAGACGGAAUGGGGAUGGGAGGAAGGAGCCCCCCCCCGGUGUUUAGGGCUCCGUUUCUCCUGUGCAGUUGGGGAGUAUUCCCCCACCUCCGGACUCGCACAGGGCGCGAGAGAGAGAGUGUAUGUGUUUGUGUGAAUGUGUGUGUACCUUGUGUCACUAAUGAAGUGGUUCCCCCCACCCCACCCCCCGGUGCCCAUUUUCCUCCCCGGAGAGUUGAAUGCAAAGAUGGGGUGCUAAGCAUCCCUCUUCCCUGAUUCUUCACUGCUUGAAGCACAACUCCAGCCUCCCUUGAAUUGGGGGUGGGGGCAUUGGCAGGAUAUCUCCCCAUCCCUGGGGGGGGGGAGGAAGCGUGGAAUGCAGCUGAUGGGUGACAGGUUCAAGCCCCCUCCACCAGACUGCUGCAAGAAUUUAGGGGUCCACAUAUAUGCCCUGGGAAGCCCCCUCCCCAUUAACAGGGGCCUGCUCCAAGUCUUUCCCCUUGGGGUGGGCUGGGGGCUUAAGACCCCAAGAUUCCCCAGCUUGCUCUUGGCCAAACCAACUUCCUCUCUAGGAAUGGAGCAGGAGCCCCAUCCUCUUCCAGCAGCCAUUUCUCCUUACAGGCAGAGGCAUCCCCCCCCCAUUGCCAUUUUGGGACAGGGUCUCCUCCCCCCCCCCCCCGGCCUCUGUGCAGGACGCGCCCCUUCCUGGGAAACGUAAAUGCAAAAGCCGCUUGUAAUAAUGAAUUUCAGGCACGACUGGCGUUCUCGCAGGGAGGGGUCCCUUUGCGAUGGUGUGUGUGUGUGUCUGUGUAGAGGGGGGGGGGCGCAACUCCCUUUUGUGGGUCCUUUGAUUCGCCAAAACUGUGACUGUUCAUUUGGUCCUCUGCGGCCCGAAGGGAGCCCCGAGUGGGAAUCUUCGGAAUUCUCUGCAGGGCGAUGGGUUCCGAAAAACCAUGGGACCUGGGUGUCUGUUUUCCUGUCUCCCCCCCCCCCCAAUCUCCCUCCCCUUUCUCAACAUGAACUUUUUUUUCACACUG
Molecule: messenger RNA, 4283 nt
Organism: Thamnophis elegans (Western terrestrial garter snake)
Lineage: Eukaryota; Metazoa; Chordata; Lepidosauria; Squamata; Natricidae
Gene: PI4KB
Product: phosphatidylinositol 4-kinase beta
Exons: 13
Coding region: 400-2862 (820 amino acids)
Biological process (GO): phosphatidylinositol-mediated signaling; phosphatidylinositol phosphate biosynthetic process
Cellular component (GO): membrane; cytoplasm
Molecular function (GO): 1-phosphatidylinositol 4-kinase activity
Source: RefSeq, a predicted model, not a curated record